Molecule: messenger RNA, 462 nt
Organism: Pseudozyma flocculosa PF-1
Lineage: Eukaryota; Fungi; Basidiomycota; Ustilaginomycetes; Ustilaginales; Ustilaginaceae
Exons: 2
Coding region: 1-462 (153 amino acids)
Biological process (GO): regulation of DNA-templated transcription
Molecular function (GO): DNA-binding transcription factor activity; DNA binding; copper ion binding
Source: RefSeq, a predicted model, not a curated record
AUGGCUCAGGAAGCCUCGGGGGCCAGCGAAAACCAUACGAACAGCAAUGGGCAGGGCAGCCUCUUCUUCGGCGACCCGGACGACGACGACGAAGACGAUCCGCACUACAGCCCCCUUGCAAACAGGAACCCUCAGCCAAUCACGGAUGCGGACCUCAUCCGCAACCUCGUCAACACCGUCCACCGCCUCUGGGACGAGGUGGCGGACCUGCGCCGUCGCACCGACGGCCACCACUUCACCCUCAUCGCCCACGAGCAGCACAUCGGCAUGCCUCGCCAGGCAGCUCCUCAAUUUCUGGGCCUGGGCGACUUCGUGCCAAUCUCCGCGGCCGAAGCGGGGGAGUUUUGCGAGCGCUUCAACACCGACAAGGCCUGCCGCGCUUGCGUCCGAGAGCACAAGUGCACCUUCUGCGGGGCGCGCCACAGGCGGACGCGCUGCCCCUUCGAACCCCGUGGACGUUGA